AACCAGGGAGAAGAGGUACUGAAGACCGACCUAACCACUUGCAACGGACUCAUCGGCCCAAAGGCGUCCUUGAGGAGCACAGAACUCCAAAGAAGGAGUAGAAUAAGUAGCAGUUAGAGAAACCAGACCCGGUGGCAUCUCUAAGAGAUAGCAAUCAGGUUUAACAUGGAUCGCUGAAAGUACCUCUUUCUCCCACCGUCUGGACGGUCUGGGGAACUUGGCUUCUCUGACUGUCCUCCAGGACACAGAUUCACAGUUUACUCCACGAACUGCCAGUGACAGAGAGUUGUAAAUGGCAAAAACUUAUGUGAAAUCCAAGGACAUGGUAGAGCUGGUCAACACACCAUCCUGGAUGGACAAAGGUCUGGGUUCUCAAAACGAGAUGAAGGAGGAGGAGAGAAGACCAGAUGCCUAUGGGAUGCUUGGCAGCUUAACUGAAGAGCAUGACAGUAUUGAAGAAGAGGAAGAUGAGGAAGAAGACGGGGAGAAACCUAAGAGAAGGGGUCCCAAGAAAAAGAAAAUGACCAAAGCACGCCUUGAGAGAUUCAGGGCUCGAAGAGUCAAGGCCAAUGCUAGAGAACGGACUCGGAUGCAUGGCCUGAAUGAUGCCCUGGACAACCUGAGGAGAGUCAUGCCAUGCUACUCUAAAACUCAAAAGCUUUCCAAGAUAGAGACUCUUAGACUGGCCAGGAACUAUAUUUGGGCUUUAUCUGAAGUUCUGGAGACUGGCCAGACACCUGAAGGGAAGGGCUUUGUGGAGAUGCUCUGCAAAGGGCUCUCUCAGCCUACAAGCAACCUGGUGGCUGGAUGCCUCCAACUGGGCCCUCAAUCUGUCCUCCUGGAGAAGCAUGAGGAGAAAUCUCCUCUUUGUGAUUCUGCCAUAUCUGUCCACAACUUCAACUAUCAGUCUCCAGGCCUCCCCAGCCCUCCUUAUGGCCAUAUGGAAACACAUCUUCUUCAUCUCAAGCCUCAAGUAUUCAAGAGUUUGGGAGAAUCAUCCUUUGGGACCCAUCCACCUGACUGUGGUACACCCCCUUAUGAGGGCCCACUCACUCCACCCUUGAGCAUCAGUGGGAACUUCUCCUUGAAGCAAGAUGGCUCUCCUGACCUAGAAAAAUCCUACAGCUUCAUGCCACAUUACCCUUCUGCAAGUCUAACCUCAGGGCAUGUGCAGUCAACUUCCUUUCAGGCUGGUACCCCCCGCUAUGAUGUUCCCAUAGACAUGUCCUAUGACUCCUACCCCCACCAUGGCAUUGGGACCCAACUCAAUACAGUUUUCACUGAGUAGGGCAGUAAGAUCAUCAUUUCAGAGAAUGAUGUGGAGACAUUUCCCGUAAUUCAAGUAGUUGAGCUGAAGAUUCAAUGACCUUAAAGGAACCCUGUGGAUAUACAUCAAACACAAUAGACCUAGUCCAUUUAGGCCCUCCUUCACCUAUCACCUUCUUUUCUCAUCAACUUCUCACAUUGUAUUGAUUGUUUUAGAGGGUUCUCAAGUGAAACUAUAUGAUGACUUCUAACCUUAUGGAAAUGGA
Molecule: messenger RNA, 1532 nt
Organism: Microcebus murinus (gray mouse lemur)
Lineage: Eukaryota; Metazoa; Chordata; Mammalia; Primates; Cheirogaleidae
Source: RefSeq, a predicted model, not a curated record